Messenger RNA from Brenthis ino (lesser marbled fritillary), 846 nucleotides. NCBI's taxonomy places the organism in Eukaryota, Metazoa, Arthropoda, Insecta, Lepidoptera, Nymphalidae. The record is from the annotation of a GenBank genome assembly.
AUGUAUUGUGGUUCGGAGUUGUCUAGGCAGCUAGACUUAUGGCUGUCGAAGGCUGACCUCACACAUGGUCCUGCCAGAGCUAUUAUUGCGCCGCAUGCAGGAUAUUCAUACUGCGGCGCGUGCGCAGCUUUUGCGUACAGACAAGUGAGCCCUGUAGUUGUAAAACGUAUUUUUAUCCUUGGACCUUCCCAUCAUGUGAGGUUGGGAGGCUGUGCGUUGUCCUCCCUCGAUAAGUACCAAACGCCGCUCUACGAUCUCACUAUUGAUAAACAGAUAUACGCUGAAUUGGAAGCGACAAGACAGUUCGAAUGGAUGGACGUACAGACAGAUGAGGACGAGCACUCUAUAGAGAUGCAUCUACCCUACAUAGCAAAAGUUAUGGAAGAGUACAAAACUGGCUUUACAAUUAUACCCAUUCUCGUUGGUUCUCUCACACCGGAAAAGGAAGCUAAAUACGGCUCCAUCCUAGCCCCGUAUCUGGCGGAUCCACAGAAUCUGAUAGUGAUCUCCUCCGACUUCUGCCACUGGGGCCCGCGCUUCCGAUACACAUGGCGCGACGCGUCUCGUGGACACAUACACCAGAGCAUCGAGUGGCUGGACCAUUUGGGUAUGGGCAUAAUAGAAAAAAUGGACCCUCGCGCGUUUACAGAUUAUUUAAAUAAAUAUAGCAACACCAUAUGUGGCAGACAUCCUAUUGGUGUUCUUCUACAGGCCAUAGACAAACUGCAAAGUCAAUCUGAUGCACCACGAAUGACGUUAAAGUUUUUAAAGUACGCGCAAUCCUCUCAAUGUAUGACGAUGCAGGACUCCUCCGUGUCUUACGCCAGUGCUUCAUUGGUUUUCGAA